Molecule: messenger RNA, 612 nt
Organism: Agrilus planipennis (emerald ash borer)
Lineage: Eukaryota; Metazoa; Arthropoda; Insecta; Coleoptera; Buprestidae
Exons: 2
Coding region: 41-535 (164 amino acids)
Biological process (GO): spermatogenesis
Source: RefSeq, a predicted model, not a curated record
UAAAUAUACACAUAGGUAUACAUAUUUUAAAUUUUUUUAAAUGGGUUUACACGAGAACGGGCUUCCGGAUCCUCCAGAAGACCUCAAUAAAAGUUUAUCGGUUAACGAAAAUAUCUUCAUUGGAGAGGAUUCCGGUGAAUCUGAAGAUGACGAUCAACUCGUAACUAAUGUCUUACACGAUUAUCAACCCCUUCCGUUGGGUCCAGAUGAUGUGAAUGACAACAGUUGCGAAGAGGAAGAGGAAAACGACAAUCCUCAAACGAACGUGAAUUCCCCUUUUGAACAGAUCAUUGGAAAUCAGAUUCUCCCUACAACAUCAACGGCGGAGUCGGACGUUAUAAGAGCUGUUUGGUCUGAACCACCUAAAGGAGAUGCAGGAAUUGAUUUGGAUAGCAACAAGAUUGAUGAAGUCAAGCGAGCUAUGCUAAACAUUACUCUUCCUCAAAGUGCAAUACCGGAAUGGGCUAAGACAGUACCAGAAGACCAAUGGAAAGAACAUUUACUUAAUAAAAUUCAAAAUAAUGAUAGACAUUAGUUAUAUUGAAUAACAUACUUUCACCUGCAUUAAAAUAAUUGUAUAUCAAACAAUUAAACAAACAAUGCAUUCCUUAA